AUGUCUAAUUCAACAGGCCCAAAGGAAAGCACCGAGGGUGGGCAGGCCUGGUACAAAUGUGACCCCCCAAUGGUCUUGGGCAACGAUCGAAAAGGUGAGGCGCCCAUCUACCGGGCCAGCGACUCGACACUGCACUGGGUCGACUGUCUUGCUGAGCCGGCCGAGCUUCAUAUCCUCAAGGUCGACCCAGUGACUGGCGACGCACAGGGUCGAGCGCGUGUAUUGAAACUGGAGGACAGCGUCACGGUGGCUUUUUUCCGUCGCAAUCGGCCCGGCUACAUCUGUGCAUAUUAUCAAGGUGUUGCCUUCAUGGAUGAAGAGACUGGCAAGCUGGAGGUGGUGAAGGAAAUCAUCCCGACGGCCGACAGAGACCUCUUCCGUUUCAACGAUGGAGGCGUAGACGCCAAGGGCAGGUUCUGGCUGGCGGAAAUUGACAGAAAAGCAUUUACAUAUGGGGCCAACAAGCUGCCUGCGGACUAUGGCGAGCCCAAAGGUCGGCUGUGGAGGUAUGAUCCUGAUGGGAGCCUGCAUGAAAUGGAAAGCGGCAUCAUCUGUGGUAAUGGUCUGGCAUGGGCGCCUGACAACAAGACCAUGUAUUUCAAUGACAGCGUCGCGAUGAAGGUGUUUGCGUAUGACUUUGAUCUUGAGUCUGGGAGUAUCUCAAACAAGAGGCUGUUCAUUGAUCGGCGGAGCAGUUACGGGGAGCCCGAUGGCAUGGUUGUCGAUACCAAGGGCAACCUCUGGAUCGCAGUCUUCGCCAGCUACAGGGUCAUGGUUUUCAGCCCAUCAGGGGAGCAUCUUAAGGAUGUCGUAUUUUCCGCCAACAACAUGGCGUGUACGACAUGGGGCGGCAAGAAUCACGAUAUAAUAUUCGUGGCGACUGGAAAGGAUCGAAGCCCACAUGCGAAAGCCGACGAUGAAGGAGGCCAUAUGUUCCGAUAUAAGCCCUCUCCGGAAUUCACGGGUGCACCCAAGUUUGAAUUCGAUGGUUAG
Cyphellophora europaea CBS 101466 is the source of this 993-nucleotide messenger RNA. RefSeq lists its product as uncharacterized. The transcript is spliced from 5 exons. Gene Ontology annotation, molecular function: gluconolactonase activity; calcium ion binding. NCBI's taxonomy places the organism in Eukaryota, Fungi, Ascomycota, Eurotiomycetes, Chaetothyriales, Cyphellophoraceae. Gene Ontology annotation, biological process: L-ascorbic acid biosynthetic process. The record is from RefSeq and is a predicted model, not a curated record. Bases 1 to 993 code for a protein of 330 amino acids.